Messenger RNA from Phycodurus eques (leafy seadragon), 6000 nucleotides. Its product is annotated as protein yippee-like 5. NCBI's taxonomy places the organism in Eukaryota, Metazoa, Chordata, Actinopteri, Syngnathiformes, Syngnathidae. Bases 290 to 655 code for a protein of 121 amino acids. The record is from RefSeq and is a predicted model, not a curated record. The transcript has 3 exons.
AUGAGCUACGAGACGCAACAUUAGGAACAGCUGAAGAGCGACAACAAAACCACGAACGGGAACCGACACGUACGACAUAUGUCCGUUUAAAACGCAGCUAAAUCAACGCUUAUAUCGUCUCGAAGAGGACGUUUGGACCUUGCGAGCACGCCGGUUCGCCGGUUAGAAGUCGACAACGGGAUAAAAAGCCAUUUUCGUACGCCGCUGCUGUCCUGCUUCGUUGUCUGUUAGCCUCAAAGCGGCUAGCGAGGAGUUAGCUCCCUACGCCCACAGUGAUUAGACAGUCAGAAUGGGCCGCAUCUUCCUGGACCACAUCGGCGGAACGCGCCUGUUCUCCUGCGCCAACUGCGACACUAUCCUGACCAAUCGCUCCGAGCUCAUCUCCACCCGAUUCACGGGUGCCACCGGCAGAGCCUUCCUCUUCAACAAGGUGGUGAACCUUCAGUACAGCGAGGUUCAGGACCGCGUGAUGCUGACGGGCCGACACAUGGUCCGAGACGUCAGCUGCAAGAACUGCAACAGCAAGCUGGGGUGGAUCUACGAGUUCGCCACCGAGGACAGCCAGCGCUACAAGGAGGGACGAGUCAUCCUGGAGCGGGCGCUGGUCAGGGAGAGCGAGGGCUUCGAGGAGCACGUGCCCUCCGACAACUCCUGAACACGCCGAGCCACGUCGCUUCUUUACCGCCGCCGUGCCCGUUGACUCUGCCAAUCUGUUUAGCGACUUCACAAACAAAACCCUUGGGUAGGAUCUUGACUUCUUUUUGAAAACGAACACCUCCUUUAGACAACGCCUCUGGUUGCUGCAGCCAUGCGUUCCAUUUGGACUCAGCGGCCAGAUACGAGCAAUCGACCAAUUUACCGAUUCUUCGUCAUUUUUUUUCCCCCGUUAGAAGUAUUUGACCGGAAACGGAGAAUCGUUUUUUGAAUGUUCCAAACUCUUGUUUCUACACCAGCUGCGCUCCAUUGGUUGCUUCAAGACACUGUGAAGCGUCAGUUUCAAUCUAUUGAACCAAUUAUUUGUUCAUUUUAUUUGAUUAUUAUUAUUAUUACAGCUGGGCAAGUACUGAUACCAGACAUCAGUGUCGAGCAAAUAGGUCUUUGUUCACAAUUAUCCGUCAUUGUGUUAAUUUAAAUUGUAUGUAUCAGUAGUUAGUAGUGGUAUCGGUGAGUUCUCAAGAAUGAAUACUCGUACUGGUAUCGGUCUGAAAACAAAGUGGUCUCGAACAUAAAGUGAAAAUCACUUUCUGAGUGUUCUGAAUUCCUGUUUUCACAGACAUCUCGAUGGAGCUACGAGUGGAGCUCGACGUCCCACUCCAUUUUUUUCGUUUUUUCCAAGUCACGAUUAAUCAAUAGUCCCACACCAAAUUCCAAACGAUAAUUUUUUAUUUAUUUGUUUUUUUUUUGUUUUUUUUACUAGGAAGGAAGAAUAAAUGCCUGUUUCCACACGCGCCUCAGAUGUAGCUCCAAGUCCCACAAAACCGAAUCGGUCACGCCAAAACACGAUUGAUUGACAGUUGACCAAACGAUCACUUGGCUAAUUACUUUUUUUUCCUAUUUACCAGAACAGGAAAAUUGUUCUCAAGUCCUGUUACCGCACCCACCUCAGACGAGUUAGCGUAGCAUCUCACUCGUUUUUGAUCCGCUCGCUUUAAGACACGAUUAAUCGCCAAUUCCAAAACAAAUUCUUAACACUCAAUAACCAAUCUCUCUUUUUUUAAUUAUUGUUUAUACCGGGAAAAGAGGAUCACACUGAAUAUUCUGAACUCCUGUUUCCACACCCUCCUCGAAAGCGUUAGCGUAGUGCUGACGUUGCUUGACAUCCCGCUAUAUUUUGAAAAAUGUGACUAAUUCAAUUAAUUUAAUUUAUUAAAAAUUGAUGAAUUAAACUCCACACCAAUUUUUUACAGGGAAGCGACAAUUGCUCUCUGAAUGUUCUGAACUCCUGUUUUUACACCCGUGUCGUCCCAACGAGCGGAAUAGCGGCGUCGCGCUGACGUAGCUCGAUGUCACUUCAAGACAUGAUUCAUAGACAACUCUGUCGCGACAAGACCCGACUAAUCAAUUCCACACAAUCGUCCGACUUCUCGACGAUCAGUUCAUGGAUUAGUAACAAAUACAUGACAUCACCCGCCUUGAUUCCAGCGGCAACUUUCCUUUUAUUAGCCUGAUAGCCUGCGUCAACAGCGACAGUGAAAAGGCUGCCUUUGACGUCACAAAGCUAAAGGUGAUGGUUAGCCUGACACUGGGUUUAAUGACACCGCAUUCUUCUCGCUGCUACGUUGCUAACCGGUCGCCGUGGCGCGCGCGCAGACAUGCGAGUCCGUUGGUUAGCCAGGCUUUGUGCGCCCGGCAUAACGGAAGACGGUCUUUUGUCGCACUUUUGUCGUUUGAGUUGAGUUGAGCUUGUGCUAAACAUUCGACCGCCAGUGGAGUUUAACAGCUUUUCGGAUCGCCCGUGUCUCAGCCUUGUUGGAGAUCAAGCCCAAUAAGUCCCGUUUUGGAGUCAUUUCAUUGAACUCUUCUUUGUAAUAAAUACAGUGCAAAAAUGUAAUACAAUAUUUGGGGAUGAUUUUCUAAGAGAAAGGAAACUGUUGACAUUUGUUGAUAUUUUCCACUUGGCGUUUGAAUAGUUCAAUCAUUUUAAUUUGCUCUCUGAUUGAGUUAUUAUUUUAGUGAUGUGUGCAUUCUCAUGAUUGUUCCAAAAAAAUACUUGUGCUUUACACAAAAUAUAUGGCUGUGUUAUAUUUUGUUCCAUGUGUGGUUUUGUAUCCUGAAUGAAUCACUCAAUUAUUGUCCGUAAAAACUAGAUACAGUACAGUGGUACUGGAAAUUUCUUCGAGGAGAUAUAUUAUGGAUCUGGAUCUGGAUCCACCCCCCCCCCCCCCCCCCCAAAUUAAAAACAAUUGGGAUAGAGCCGCCCUGUAGCCAGUAGAUGGCAGUGGAGCACCGCGGUCUGGUUUCAGACCGGAUUCUAAGGCAGACCUGAUGUGGAUGUGACGCACUCCACAGGAUAAUAAAAAUAAAAAAACAUGGAGUCACUGCAAAAUGCAUGUCGGUCAUGUUGCUCCCAGGAGCCAAAGAAAAUGAAUGGGAAAGUGAUUAAUCCCCUCCUCAAUCAUCAUCAUGGGGAAGAGGUCUGCUUGGGUUUAUAAAUAGGGUCUUAAGGAUGAUUCACUCCUAAAUCCGCCCACUUAAUGUCGCAGGAGAGUUUCAGUCUUCAUCGUUGGGGAGGAAACGACGGCGCCCCGUGAGAAAAUGGUGCUCGUUAACCCUCAUAUACUGUUUCAGUCAACUUGGACUUCUUUUUGACGUUUGCACAGCAAUGAAAAUGGCAACCUGAAAUAUGAUGACAUUUCCUAAAGUGACCCUAAGUACGGAUUCUUCCGCACAGGUGCAACAAAGUUUGUUACCCUACAGCUGUUGCCGUUCUAAUUUGACCCGUCGAUGGAUUUUAGAUUUCACGGUGUGACUUAAAUCAAGGCAAAUGGUGGGAAACGUGAAACUAAAUAGUAUAAAUGUAUGGAUGCUCCUUGUGAUGCUACCAACACUGUUUGAAACAGUCCUGACAGAACUGUCUGUAUUCCCACCACAUUUGCACUGAUUCCCGCAGAGACGUGCACCUAAUUCUUUGGUAAAAUGGGACAUCGCCUGUUUUAUAUUAGAUGUUUUAAUUCUAAAACAAAAAUAUACACUUUUCCCUUUUCUCUGAAAUAUUGAUUGAGGAUUAAUCGCCCAUCAAUGUUUCAAAAUUGAUCCGGUAUGGGGUGCGGUUUGUAAAGUGACUUAGUGACUGAAAAGGGGGCGAUGUUUCAUAGUACUCAUAGUAAUAACUGGUUUGUUAUUUCAGGUAGUGAUAAUGUAUUUCCAAGGGUCCAUUUUCCUGUAUAAGAUGGUUUUUAUUUUAUUUUUUAAAUAUUUUUUAUGUAUAUAUAUAUAUAUAUAUAUAUAUAUAUAUAUAUAUAUAUAUAUAUAUAUAUAUAUAGUUGACAAAUAUUGUUCCAAAUAUGCAGAAGAGUGACUCUCGCAAAUUCACACCAGUUUUUUAAAACAACUUUUUAAGCUAAAUGUGACAAAAAGUUGCUGUUAUUCUUUGGUAUGGGCAGCUUUACAAAGUGCACCCCAUAAUCCAGAACAUACGACAUGUGCGGAAAAUGAACAGUAUGUAAGGAGACUCCAUCUUCGAUCCCAAACAGCGAGAGAGCGAGAGCUCCUGCUUUAUAAUUCAUUGCAGUCUUUUUCACUUUGUCCCCACGUAACCUCAACAAAGCGUGUGGUGUGAUAAUCACAAUGCCUGUUUCAGCAUGUUAGGCCUUGUAGAGUUUGCUGACAAAAGAACAACCCUAACAAUGAAUUGGAACUAAUAGUUUUUCAUUCUCAUUUGUCAUUUUAUUUGCAGUAAAUUAACCAAUUAUUUAAUGACGGAAUACAUUUUAACCAAUUGGAGGAAAAGAGUGGCUAAAUUAAUGCAACAUAAAAUGUUUUUUUUUUUAAUAACAAAGGUUUUUCCAUCAGAUUUUUAAAACUAAAUAAUCUGGCAUUUGUCCUCAUUGUUCGGAAAAAGGCAAAACUGGAACAAAAACGACGAUUAUGUGUAUACCUGGCCUCAUCUCUUAGAAGAUUACCCGAUGACGUCAGAGUCAUGACUCGAUGAAUUCUAACGUGAAACGGAAUGUAGCCAAUCAAGACGCCAUUUGACUCAGGAACAAGGAAGCAGCCAGGAAUAAAAACAAACUACUGUGACUAAGAUAAUAACACCAGCCUUUAUCUUCAUUUGAGAACUCACCUGUAGCUCGCUUAGUAUACUAUAAAGUCCGCUUUCACUUUCAUUCAAAGAUUCUUCUCCUCCGCCCCAAGACAAAAUAGUCCGUAGACCGGCUUCAUUCCCUCAUGUCCUCUUCCAUGUUACGUCGAGUGUUUCCAAGUUGUUGCUGUUUCUUCUUCUUCUUCGUUUUUGUUAGCUCACAUCAGGUUUCAGUCUUGGAGGAGUGGAUUCCAGAUCGGUGGUGGAACAGAAUUCUUAUGUAUGUGUGUGUGGUGUUCUGUGUUGAAAUUAUCGGGGCAAACUAUAUGAUCAAAACUGUUAAAUGCCUGAAAGAGAAAAACAAAAAAAAUCUAAAUCUUUCAAACGCAAGCACCAGACAGCAAAUCAACUGGAGUUUUAAAUGCUUAAUUGGUAAUGAUCUAAUGAAAGAAUUGCCCACACCUGCCCAUGAAAUGAUUCAUGCAACAAAUAUUUACAGAACGCUCGCUAAUGUAAAGGCUCUGGUGGUGUAGAAUCUGGAUUAAAGGACUUUGCCCACUCUUGCCCUCGUCACCACUUCCAUCCGCCGUUCGGCAGAAGUGUAUUAAUAGUGGAGGACGUGCAUUGUGAAGUGAUGUGCAGUGUGAUGACAUCUUGCCUUCGUCAAAUUUGAGGUUUUAUCCAAAUGCAGAGGAUGAUCCUGCUGUGUCUCGGCAACCAAAAAAAAAAAAAAAAAAAAAAAAAAAAAAAAAGCCAACCGCAUCAAUUGGACCCUUAAUUGGCUCAUGAGUCAUCGUCCUAGCGGGGGAUAUUUUAGCUUAUCAUUGACUCCUGGGGAUAUCAACAUCGUAACCCCUUUUCCAUUCCCUGAGCAGAGCGCGUGCGCGAGCACACACACGCACACAAAGCAGUGACAUUCUGUCAGCGGGGAGAAAAUAGCAUGCUUUCCAUUGACAUCACUCCACAUCCUGUUGCUAGACGACAGCGGAGACAACAUUUGUUACUAUGGUGACCGCACUUCACCUUCAAAGCUCCUGACCUUUUUUUUCGAGCGGGGAGGGGGACGAGAUCUUCGCUGUUGUGUAACACCAAAGCACUCUCAGUAGGCUCAUUCCAUGCACAAAAAAAAAAUAAUAAAAAAAGUAAAGCCAGUCCUGAUAAAAUAACACGAAUACCAUAAGGGAAAAAUAAGUUUUCUUAAAAAAAAAAAUAAUAAUAAUACAUAAAAAAUACACAGACUAUAUAACAAAAAUGAAAAA